Hypoxylon fragiforme is the source of this 2157-nucleotide messenger RNA. RefSeq lists its product as uncharacterized. The coding region runs from base 1 to 1512 and encodes 503 amino acids. Lineage: Eukaryota; Fungi; Ascomycota; Sordariomycetes; Xylariales; Hypoxylaceae. The transcript is spliced from 3 exons. The record is from RefSeq and is a predicted model, not a curated record.
AUGUCGGGAGGUAAACCCACCCUGGUCAGGAGCCCGGCGAGCGAUGUAUCGCCAAAGUCACAACCGACAUCUAAGAAAACCGAUUACUUUAAUCUCGAAAAGAAGAGCAGUCCAUUGAUCGGAGCUGGUUCCCCGCAUAGUAGCGCAAAGAGCACUCCUCGGGCUGAGCCUACGCAACGAACAGUCGCCGUUAAUCCGAAAGAUGUGAAAGGAAAAGGGAAGGAGAUUGUCGAAAGCACGGGGGAUGCGAGCGCGACGACUCCAGGCGAGACGGCCUCUAGUUCGGGGAGUAGUGGUCCUUCGUCUAGAAAGGGAUCUAUCUCGUCCGUCACCUUUGCGCCUCUCCGUAACCCAUCUUUACCCCAAGGUCUAAAGAAGCCGCAUGCUGGAAAUCGCAUUCGAGCGGCUUCACCACCACACCGCAGCUUUAUGGCAACCGAAUCACUAACCGAUACACCUCGCCCCAAAAGGUUCGAGUCUCAUGUCGCAUUCGACAACAUUCCCCUCGGAGAGUCAACCGAUUACAACCCUACCUCAUAUACUCUUAACUUCCGACAUUCGGGCUUUCAGUUUCGGCGGCGGCACCGCACCUUCAUGGUCGGUGUAGACGACAACUCGUACUCCGAUCAUGCUUUACAAUGGUUGCUAGAUGAACUGGUCGACGAUGGCGACGAGAUAGUCUGUGUUCGCGUAUUCGAAUCUCAAGUCCGUCUUACGGACAAGGCAUACCAGGAUGACGCAAUGGCUCUGAUGGAAUCCAUUCAAUCCAAAAACACCCAAAACAAGGCGAUUGGAUUGGUUUUGGAAUAUGCUGUUGGGAAGCUACAUAACACUUUCCAACACCUGAUCAAAAUAUACCAGCCGUCCAUGCUAAUUGUCGGUACAAAGGGCAGGAGUCUUGAUGGUGUUCAAGGAUUCCUCGUUAACCGCAGCUCUUUUUCGAAGUAUUGCUUGCAGUAUUCGCCAGUACCCGUCGUAGUCGUACGUCCCAAUGAGAAACGUGAGAAGAAAAAGGCGAAGCGAGCGCAUGAUCCCUCUAGGCAAAGCUAUGCGCACAUGCUGUUAGGACAGCCACACGAGGCUGACAGCGAGAACAGCAGCGUCUACGAGCUAGAGCCGAAUCUUACUCCGGAUGAGGAGGCACACCGCGUCGCCGUAGCCGUAGGGCUACCGGCUGCCUACGACCCCACUAUCAAACCCAUCGAUCCUACCACCCUGCUCAAGAGUUAUGGACGCCGAGCUGUGCCAGAAGUCUCCAAGGAAGCACUUGCUAUAAUGAGCAAAGGCGGCCUACCUGCUGAGAAGAAGCCGCCGGGCCACGAGGACUCAGACUCGGACUCGGAAGGGGAGUUCGAAGUUAUGACAGCCGAGGAGGAGCUACUUAAGAAGGAGCGACUACACAAGAUGGAAGUUAACGAGGGGGCGGCGCUCAGAGCAGAAAGUAGGAAGUUGAGCUCUGGUUCUGCCGAUAGUGACGAAGAUCCACCGGGUGGAGGGGGUGCUAAGACAUGAUGGAAAGUUACACCUAGGCAAUCAACAGAUGCGGUGGAUAUCGAGUCUUCGUUUCCGAUAUCUUUUUGUUACAAUUGGGCGUAGUCUAGUGGGGAGAGGGAGAGAAGAAAGUAGGUGGAUGAUAUAACAGACCUUCCCCGGCGUUGUUGAUAUAGCACGCGAGGAAGCAUCAGUUGCACACACAAGGGUCACGAACAUAGGUAAAUGGCGUCGAAAAUCAUCAAUAUUAUGUCAGGAUUUGGAGGAAUACCCAAGGCUAAAGCCUGGCAGCGCUGGGAGGAUUCUCUAGCGCCAGCUCGUAUUGCGAGCAGUUAUAAAUAGGUACUUAGUAAGGAUAAGCAUUAUUCUCCUCCCACGCUCUCGGCCAUAUUGGGAGCCUGACCAUAAUUCGAUGCUGGUGCUGUUAAUGCUGAUGUAUGUAUUGCGAUAGCUAAUGGAACAGAGAGAGCUAUGGACGCUUGGAACUAACCAUGGAUUGCGCCUUAUUCAUGAAAUCCAUCAUAUCUCAGCCCCCCUUACUAAUUAGUGAAUUGAUAGGUAGGUAAAGGACAGAUACCGGUUUCCCUAUCCACGACAACACACAACAGACCGACCAUGAACAUAUCCUAAACGAUAUCAUGCUACUUACUACCAGUCCGAUCCAGA